Messenger RNA from Vespa mandarinia (Asian giant hornet), 4743 nucleotides. RefSeq names its product regulator of G-protein signaling 7 (gene RSG7). The record is from RefSeq and is a predicted model, not a curated record. Gene Ontology annotation, biological process: G protein-coupled receptor signaling pathway; intracellular signal transduction; positive regulation of GTPase activity. NCBI's taxonomy places the organism in Eukaryota, Metazoa, Arthropoda, Insecta, Hymenoptera, Vespidae. Gene Ontology annotation, molecular function: GTPase activator activity. Gene Ontology annotation, cellular component: cytoplasm; neuron projection.
AUUGAAUUCAAAGAUGCAAAAAAAUAAAGGCGACUUAAUGGCACAGGGCCGUUUAUAUUUUAUUUUCAUUAUCUAAUAUUAUCUAUUCAUUGUUAGCGACCUUUGAAAUAUAUAUGCGACUUUUCAUUUUGUCAAAUUACAAAUAAUUUGAUAAGAGUUAGUCGAGUUUGAUAUAAAAAAUUUUAUAUUAGAGAGCGAAGAUAAUAAAACAGAGGAUGAUCUAAAAAAGAACGGAAAUAAUUCGAAGGAUUUCGAAAAUGAUUUGGCCUUUUAAAAGUGAUCGAUACAUGGUUGCCCGAGGACAGUGUAAAGGGCCGAUAUUUGUGCCACUUGGAUCCCCUGUUUCUUUUUCUAUACAUUUACAUGUUAGCAGCUUUGCUUCGUUGUCGUCGUUUGUAGGAAGAGCACGCAGUCGCAAAGUGAACGCGCAGCACCGUGCUCGUGAUCACCAGGCCAACGUAUGUAGGAGUUCGAUUUUGACGUUCGUAGAAUCGACUACUCCGUGCUCUCAUUAUAUACUCUUACUUUAAUUUUCCCUCCUCUUUCAAUCCACACACACAUAGUUAGUCAAUUGUCUAUUUUGUGCAUCCUUGUGUUUAUUCCUUUUCUACGCGUUUGCGCUCGCACGUUGUUUAUUCACGUCCUAUGCGAUCCAAUGUCCUUCGGAAAAUAAAUAUCGAGAGGUCGUUUUAUUAAAGUUAUUUAUUGGUAGGUACUCGAGAUUUACGUUUCUUGUGUGUGAGCGUGUGUAUGUAUGUGCGUGUUUAGAACGCGUGCGAUGUGAAAUCUACUUGUUCUAUAUAACAAAAUUACGAUAAUUAUUCGCGAUAAUGUGUGACCUCGUAACCAACAGGAUCUUAUUAUUGAAGUGCUAAAAAAACAAAAAAACAGAGAGAGAGAGAGAGAGAGAGAGAGAGAGAGAGAGAGAGAGAGAGAGAGAGAGAAUGGAGAAAAUGAAAUCGUUGAAAUCAAGGAUUACAAGAGAAACGAUGAUACGUUGUUUUAAUAUUCGUCAUAUUAGAAGAUCGAUAUCGUUUUAUCAAACUACGGUUAACGUCGAAUAGGGAGGAGAAGGGAAUAAAAAAAGAAAAAAAGAAAAGUUGAACCUCUCUCUUCUCUUUCUCGAGAAGAGCCCUUCGACGACCGCAAUGCGCGCGCGGUGAAUCAACGACGGACACUGUUGUUCUACAUCCCGAAUCAUUGUGAAAUACUGCUACGAUCUUAAAGCGUAUAAUAUGGUAACUAUGAGCUCCGAAAAGUCGGCCUCCCGCCGAAAGCCAAUAGAGAAUAAUGAUACGAGAGAAUCAUCGGAUCAAACUGGCGACAGGGAAGAGAAUGAUCGAACCGAGGAGAAUGUUGAGAAACAGAAUACACCCACGCAUCGUGUCACUGCCUGUUGCGCUGAAGAUACGCCAAAUUAUCUCGUCUACAAAAAGAUGGAAUCUCUAAUGGAAAAAAUGUUGGAGGAAGCUACAGGUGUCCCUGUAAGAACAGUAAAAAGUUUCAUGACAAAAACUCCAUCAGUUUUCACAGGUUCCGAUUUGAUAUCGUGGAUGAUGAAAACUAUGGAUAUCGAUGAUCAAGAGGCUCUUCACGUGGCACAUCUCAUGUCAUCUCAUGGUUAUUUCUUUCCCAUUGAUGAUCAUUGUCUUACCGUUAAAAACGAUAACACAUUCUAUAGAUUUCAAACACCUUAUUUUUGGCCAUCGAAUUCUUGGGAACCAGAGAAUACCGAUUACGCCGUUUAUCUGUGCAAAAGAACGAUGCAAAAUAAAACGCGUCUCGAAUUGGCUGAUUAUGAAGCUGAGAAUCUAGCUAGAUUGCAGAAAAUGUUCUCUCGAAAGUGGGAGUUCAUUUUUAUGCAAGCGGAAGCACAGAGUAAAGUCGAUAAAAAGAGAGAUAAACUGGAAAGGAAAGUAUUGGACAGUCAAGAGAGAGCCUUUUGGGACGUGCAUCGGCCGAUGCCUGGCUGUGUAAAUACGACAGAACUCGAUAUCAAGAAAGCAUGUCGCAGUCAAAAACCAAACUUGAGAUCUAGUAAACAUCUGAAACUUGGGAUCGCUGGUGGAAGAAUUUCUCCCCAUUCGGAAUCUUACAUAACGUUUACGAUAGAAUCGUUGCAAAAGGAAAUUGACAUGUUGAAGGAUAGAUUGGAUAGGAGAAAUAUCAAAGUUUCUAAAGUUGCGGAAGCUCUUAUCGGAUACUUCGAACAGUAUUCCGAGUAUGAUCCAUUUUUUACUCAACCUGAAUUUACAAAUCCGUGGAUAUCGGAUAAUCCGGAAAUGUGGGAGCAAGAGAAAAUAGCGAAAGAAGUAUCUACGAGAAGAGUGAAGAGAUGGGCGUUUGGCCUUCAGGAAUUGUUACAGGAUCCGGUCGGUAGAGAACAAUUUAUACGAUUUUUGGAAAAAGAAUUUAGCAGUGAAAAUCUCAAAUUUUGGGAGACCGUACAGGAAUUGAAAACCUUCUCGCAGAAAGAUGUUAACGUUAAGGUUGAAGAAAUUUGGAAUGAAUUUUUGGGUCCAGAUGCGAGCUGUCCAAUUAACGUCGAUUCUAGGUCCUUCGAAAUAACGAAAAAAAAUUUGGAAAAACCUGAUCGUUGGUGUUUCGAUGUCGCUGCGGCUCAUGUUUAUCAUCUCAUGAAGAGUGAUAGUUAUUCGAGAUAUCUUCGUUCUGAGAUGUACAAAGACUUUCUUAAUGGUUCGAAGAAGAAGACGUCGGUAAAGGGUAUCCGAUCAAUCGUAUCUUUCACUGGGCGCAGAGAUACGGCAACUUCGUAAUCUAUUGUGAUAUUUGAAAAUAUCAUGUAAAAAAUUGGGAAAGUGCGGAUAUCAUUUCUAAUCAGUAAUCACGAACUUUCGAAUUAUACGCGUAUGUAUAUAACGCGAUAUGUUCCUCGAUAAACGUUCGAUAACAUCGGAAUAUAUCUAUAAAAAAAUCAAUCUGACGAUUAAAGAAGCAUAAUCGUUUAAAUUACGUAUUGUAAUAAUUAUGCCCUUAUAAAAAGACUUUACACAGAGAAACAAAAUUAUUUGUUUAAAAUUAUUCGUCAUACAAUUAUUUUCAUAUCACUCUAUUUAUUAAUUGGAUAUAUAGUUUCACAAUGUAUCUGUAGAUAAUGUAUGUAAAAUACAAAAGAUAUAGAUUGUUUUUAAGCUUGUAGAAAGCAAUGAGAUAUACCAUAAGAAAUACUGGUAGACAUAGUAUAAUGAAGUGAGUCAUAAAGUAAUACAACAAGUAUCAAAUGUACAGUUAUAUGCUUCUUAAGAUGAUAUUAUAUUAAACUUCGUUGUCUGGAAUGAUCUUGCGUAAUACAACAGAUAAUUUUCAUUUAAAAUGUCUAUCAUUAAAAAACAAAAAAUAAAAGAAAAAGUAUCUUUAUAUUAUGAUUAUGCAGCUUUGUAAAGCUGUGUAAGAAUACCAAUAAUAUACGUGUUUUUUCCAUUUUAUAGUAAAUCUUCAUUCAAGAAAUUUGAUUUUAGCGACGUCAGAAAUGUAAUCAAAAGGAUCCAAUGCUAUGAAGUAGUAAAUACCGACAGUGAUCAGACUGGCAUUUACUAAGCUCAAUAGAAACAGGUGGCAAUAAUCAGAUGUGCCGAAUUAUGGUUUUCUACUUACAGUAGUAUGUACUUUUGUUGACAAAUCGUCGUUGAUAAAACUGUUUGAAAUGUCAACUAACGUUCUAUAAUUAUUAUAUAUGUAUAAUACGUACAGUUUUUCUGCGUCGUGUAAAUGGACUUAAAAAUGGAAAAGUGAAAAGAGUUAAUGUUUGAGGUAGACAGCAUAUAUAAGACUCACAGAUGUGUACCAACGUUUUUUCAUUCUUUUUUUAAUCCUCCUCCUCUCUCUCUCUCUCUCUCUCUCUCUCCCUCUCUCUCUCCUUUUCUAUCUUACUUUCUCUCUUACUUUCUCCCUUUUUCUUUCUUUCUCUUAAAGCUCGACACACUUCCUUUCUUUUCUUACAAAAGAAAAAUUAUUCUAUUUCUAAUAAUUGAGAUGGCAACCGCGUGUCUAAUAAUAAUUAAAGCAAGAUAGAUAAGCGCUUCGUGAAGAAAGGAAUAAUUAAUGAAUUACUAGAUUAUUCGAACGCAGAAUCUCUCUCUCUCUCUCUCUCUCUUUCUCUCUCUUUCUCUCGUCUUUCGUCAUACACCGCUAUUAUAAACAUACAAUGUCUUCUUGGAUGCUCUUUUAUCGGAUAAGCGAGCAAUCCAAGUGCGAAGAACUAUUUAUGACAACACGCCCCUUGUAACUUCAGCACUCAUAGAGUCGAGCCUACGAACGUUACGUCUUCUUUAAACAAACGCUUCUCCCACAUGUUUUCACGCAUCACGAUAAUUCUUUUUUCUUCUUCUUCUUCUUAUUUUCUCCAUUUCGUAAUAAUAAGAAAAAUAUUUUUAGUGGCUCGCGCGUGCAUUUUGUACAUUCGCACAGGCGUGACUAGAUAUAUACGAAUACCCAGAGAACCCGGAGCAUCGGUGUGAAUCGCUAAUGCAAAAAUCGUCUAACGCGAACUAGGUUCGUUAAAAAUCUGGAGAUUUAACACCCUUCUUUUUUUUUCUUUCUUCUAACGGCCUUUUAUCAAAUAUUCAUUUAAGUAACGUCUUAUCGGCUUGAUUUAAUUAAAAUUCUCGAUCUCGUUUCAAUGAUCGAAAUUUAUUCUUUAUGAGCUAUGAAAAUUCAUGCCACCUAUGUUAUAGCUAAGAAAUUCAUUUCUAAUGAAACGUUUGAGUGGUGUCUGUUAAAAAA